This is a messenger RNA of Aegilops tauschii subsp. strangulata, 4885 nucleotides long. RefSeq names its product endoribonuclease Dicer homolog 2a. Gene Ontology annotation, biological process: siRNA processing. Gene Ontology annotation, cellular component: nucleus; cytoplasm. Gene Ontology annotation, molecular function: protein binding; ATP binding; ribonuclease III activity. The record is from RefSeq and is a predicted model, not a curated record. NCBI's taxonomy places the organism in Eukaryota, Viridiplantae, Streptophyta, Magnoliopsida, Poales, Poaceae.
ACGGCAAUGGUCCCGAGCAGGUCUCCUCCGUUCCCCCUCCCCCUGUCGAGUCAAAAAGCGCACCCGAAGCGGCCAAGCAGCAAAACCUUCGCCCCUAAGCCUCGCCCCGCCUCGCCAAAUCAAACCCCACGGGCGCACGACACAGAUUCACCCGCGCGCCUCCGCUGCAGCCAAGCGUCGCCGCCGCCGCCGCCGUCUUGCCUCCGAUUUCGUUCUCGCGCCACCCCAGUAUCUCACCAGUCACCACCAUGGGUGACGCCGCCACCGCCGCCGUCGCCGCCGACGCCGACGCCGCCGCGACAGAGGAAGUACAUAAGGAGGAUCCGGAGAUUGUAGCGAGAUGGUACCAGCUGGAGGCGCUGGAGCGGGCCAUGAGCGGGAACACGGUGGCUUUCCUGGACACGGGGGCCGGGAAGACGCUCAUCGCGGGGCUGCUGCUGCGCGCGUACGCGCACCGCGUGCGGAAGCCGGCGCGGGAUUACGCCGUCUUCCUCGUCCCCACCCGCGUGCUCGUGGAGCAGCAGGCACGGGUCGUCGAGGCGCAUACCGACCUCCGCGUGUCCAAGUUCACCGGCGACAUGGGCGUCGACUUCUGGAACGCCGCAAUCUGGCGCCGCGUGGUGGACGACGCCGAGGUGCUUGUCAUGACGCCGCAGAUCCUCCUGGACAACCUCCGCCACAGCUUCUUCAGUCUCCAGGACAUCGCCCUGCUCAUCUUCGACGAGUGCCACCGCGCCAAGGGCAACUCCCCGUAUGCGUGCAUUCUCAAGGAAUUCUACCACCCUGUAAUGAAUUCUAGACCACGGGGCCCUCUGCCGAGGAUAUUUGGGAUGACUGCUUCACCCACAGAUUCAAAAAAUCUGCUGCAAGAGAGCUAUUCUAAACGAAUCGUCGAACUGGAGAAUCUAUUGAAUUCAAAGGUGUACACAGUUGACAAUGAAUCGGCUUUAUCGGAAUACAUACCAUUUGCCACUACGAGGAUUGUGCAGUACGAUGAUUAUAUCAUCCCAUCCAACUCACAUAACCAUAUCAAGAGUUGUUUGGACAGGUUGCAAGAAAAGCAUUUAGAAGUCCUCAAGGCAAAUCUACAUGGAUUGUCUCGGAAAAAUGCGAAGAAAGGGAUAUCAAAAUUACACAAGGCAUUCUUAUAUUGCACAGCUAAUCUUGGAGUAUGGCUAGCAGCAAAGGCUGCUGAGAUACACUCAACAACUAAUGAACAAUUCUUAUCUUUCUGGGGUGAAGAACUGGAUAAGAAUGUUGAAGGCUUUGUUAGAAGCUAUAGUGAAGAAGUAUACAGGGAACUCUCAUGUUUUUCAAAGAGAGGUCAUAUUGGUGAAGAUUUUGCAGCUGAUUUGCAAGAUGGGUUAUUGACACCUAAAGUUCAUUGUCUUGUUCAGUUUCUUCUGGAAUACAGGCACAUGCAAGACUUAAGAUGCAUUGUAUUUGUCGAGAGAGUUGUUACAAGCAUUGUAUUGGAGUCUCUCCUGUCCACUAUCAAUCAAAUGCCUGGGUGGAUUGUUAAACACAUUGCAGGAAACAGACCUAUGUUUCACAACCAGAGUAGAAAUAAACAAACGGAAAUUGUUGACGCCUUUAAAGGAGGAAAGGUACAUAUAAUUGUGACCACACAAGUAUUGGAGGAGGGGCUGAAUGUGCCAGGUUGUCACUUAGUAAUUCGCUUUGAUCCCCCAACAACUGGGCGCAGCUUUAUACAGUCACGUGGUCGAGCUCGGAUGCCAAACUCUGACUAUGUUUUGCUUGUUAGAAGGGGGGAUGCAGAGGCCCACUCUAAGACACUGAAGUUUCUUGCAAGCGGGCAAAUAAUGCGGGAAGCAUCUCUGAAGCUUGCAUCUACUAUGUGUCAACCACUUGAAGACACCUUGUUGCAGGAAGAAUAUUACCGUGUUGAAUCCACUGGAGCAACUGUGACUAUGAACUCCAGUGUCCAGUUGAUAUAUUUUUUCUGCUCGAAGCUCCCAUCUGAUGAAUACUUUAAACCUCUACCAAGAUUCAUUAUUGACAAGGAACUACGUACUUGCACCCUGUACCUUCCCAAUAGCAGCCCUGUGCAGGCUGUUAAUACAGAAGGAGAAGUUUCUGCCCUCAAAAAGGCAGUUUGUCUUAAGGCCUGCCGAGAAUUACAUGCUGUCGGCGCUCUAACAGAUUAUCUGUUACCAGAAUUUGGUUUUCCAUGUGAAGAAGAACCCGACAUUGUUGUUGAGAAAUACCAACACGAGCAGCCUGAGUACUUUCCAGAGGAAUUUGUGUACAAUUGGUUAUACUUUUCUCGUCUUGGAAUAUAUUAUUGCUACAAGAUUUCAGUAGAAGGGUGCUUGAAAACAACUUAUUGUCCAAAUGAUAUACUUCUAGCUGUGAAAUGUGAUUUGGGACCAGACUUUGUCUCUACCUCACUAAAAUUGUUUGGUGAGCAAGACAAUGCUAGUGUUGCCAUGAAAUAUGUGGGAAACAUUCAUUUGAAUCAAGAACAGGUAGUUAUGGCAAGAAGAUUUCAGACUAGCAUUCUUUCUUUGCUUAUUAAUAAAGACCAUUCUGAGGUCAUUAAUGCUGUCAAAUACUCCCAUGAGAUGCAAGUGUCCACUGGAAUUGUCUAUCUACUGCUACCCUUAGUUUGUGGCAAAGUUGAUUGGUGCAGUAUGAAGUUCUCGACCUCGCAAGUAUAUGAUGCCAGUAACAAGGAUAUCAGACAUUGCCAUUCUUGUAAACAAGUUGAUUUACUGCAAACAAAAGAUGGUCCUCUGUGCAGAUGCAUGCUUCAAAAUUCCAUUGUUUGUACCCCUCACAAUAGCAAAUUCUAUGCUGUUAAUGGGUUCCUUGACUUAAAUUCCAAAUCUCUUCUGCACCUUCGUGAUGGCAGAGCCCUUACCUACAUAAACUAUUUCGAUACUAGGCAUGGACUCAGUCUAACACAUGAAAAUCAACCCCUGUUGGCAGCCAGGAAUCCUGUUGAAGUGCGGAAUUUCCUCCAGAAGCGCCAUUAUAAAAAUAAAAAAGAAUCGCGCACUUCACAUGGUGUUGAGUUGCCACCCGAGCUCUGCAGACUAGUCAUGUCACCGGUGUCUAAUAACACUCUGUACAGCUUCUCGGUCAUUCCUUCUGUGAUGUACCGCAUCCAGUGUCUGCUUCUUUCAGCAAGGUUGAAAGAUCAACUGGGCCCAACAAUGCAGCAGUUUGCCAUACCAGCUCUGAAGAUUCUAGAAGCAGUAACAACCAAGGAAUGCCAAGAGGAGUUUUCACAGGAAUCAUUAGAAACUCUUGGGGAUUCUUUCCUAAAGUACGUCGCCACACAACAUUUGUAUGGCAAAUACAAGCUUCAGCAUGAGGGAACAUUAACCAAGAUGAAGAAAAACUUGAUCUCCAAUGCAGCUCUAUGCCAGCUAGCCUGCAGCAACAAUCUUGUGGGUUACAUUCAAGGGGAAGAGUUUAACCCAAAAGGUUGGAUCAUUCCAGGGCUUGGUUACGACAUGUGUGGUAACAGCAAAAUUUCCUUUUUAAGCUCCAAUGAUAUGCACAUUUUGAGAAAAAUGUCUGUUAGAAGUAAGAGAAUAGCAGAUACAGUUGAGGCGUUGAUUGGAGCCUACCUUGGUGCUGCCGGAGAACAGGCUGCAUUUGUUUUCCUAAAAUCAUUAGGAUUGGAUAUAGAAUUUCACAGCAAUAUUCCACUUGAAAGGAAGAUUGUAUUAAAAUCUGAAAAGUUCAUCAACGUGAGAAGUUUGGAAAUGAUUCUUGGUUAUGAGUUCAAGGAUACCUCAUUGUUGGUGGAAGCAUUGACACAUGGGUCAUACCAGACUGCUGGCGCUACUGCAUGCUAUCAGAGGCUUGAGUUUCUCGGUGACGCUGUGUUGGACCAUCUCUUCACUAUAUAUUUCUACAAUCAGUACCCUGAAUGUACUCCAGAAUUGUUGACAGAUCUUAGAUCUGCUUCCGUCAACAACAAUUGCUAUGCGCAUGCAGCUGCUAAAGCAGGACUAAACAAGCACAUUCUUCAUUCGUCAUUACAAUUGCAUGGAAGGAUGGCUUACUACUUUGAGAAUUUUAAGCAGCCAUUUACAGGUCCAUCACAUGGUUGGGAAGCUGGCAUUGGUCUACCCAAGGUUCUUGGGGAUGUUAUUGAAUCAUUAGCUGGUGCCAUUUAUCUUGACAGCAAGUAUGACAAAGAGGUGGUUUGGAAAAGCAUGAAACAGCUAUUGGAGCCUCUUGCGACGCCGGAGACGGUUGAGCGUGACCCAGUGAAACUGCUGCAGGAAUUUUGUGCUCGCAGGUCUUAUAGCAGUUCUUACACAAAGGCCCAUAAAGAUGGAGUAUCUUCGGUGGUUGUGGAGGUACAGGUAGAAGGCACUACCUACUCGGCAACAGAAACUGGCCCUGAUAAGAUUGUCGCCAAAAAGCUUGCAGCAAAGUCGCUGCUAAAUAAUCUGAAGGCUAUUGUACCAUGACACGCUGCGUUUGCAAAUGAUCUAACACUGUAUAGCUCCUUUCGACUUCACUUGUAUUUUAACUAGCCUGUAGGUAGCCUUUUGAAGUUUUUGUGGGAGUAGCGUGUACUUGACAAAUGUGCAGCUCAAUGAUUGCUUGUGAAUAUUUGUAUCAUGAAAUCUGGUUUGUUCAUGCUCCACAAAAGCAUCUAUUGAACUGCACAUCUGUAAAGUACGGGCAUAGUCUCUCAGAGCCAUGGUACAGGCGCCAAUGCUAUAGUAUUCCUACUUUUCUACUUGUACAGUUGUAAGCACAAUCUUGACUCUUGAGAGGGACGCUGGAAAAUCCUUUUCUCUCCAUAGGGCAGUGCAGUGCAGGUCAUUGUAUUAUUAUUUUUGGAAUGGCAGGAUUCCUGCAAUAAGAAAAGAGUUGUAAAGUUAAUUAUGAAAAA